AUGACACCGAAAGGAUUACCACAUUUUGCUGCCGGGACGAUUAUCAAGGGUUUCGGGCGUGGUUCGAAACAACUCGGCAUUCCAACGGCCAACUUCUCCGAGGAGGUUGUCAAUAAGUUACCGGAAUCUAUCUCUACUGGUAUUUACUUUGGUUGGGCUAAAAUACUAGGAAACAUUCACAAAAUGGUCAUCAGUAUCGGCUGGAAUCCUUAUUAUAAAAACGAGCGUAAAUCUAUGGAAACACAUAUCAUGCACAAAUUCGACGGCAAUUUAUAUGACAACGAAUUGAAGAUUGGUAUUGUCGGAUAUUUGCGUCCAGAGAAAAACUUUGAAACUCUAGAGGCGCUUAUCGCCGCCAUUAAUGAGGAUAUAGCCAACGCGGAUAAAUUAUUAGAUGAAGAACAAUAUGCCAAGUAUAAAAAUGAUGCAUUUUUUAAAUAACACUUAUUUUUCAGUUUUAUCAAUGCAUUUAAACAAUAUUUCUGUUUUUUGUAAGUUGUUAUGUACUUACAGGUUAAUAUGGGUUCAUAAAAAUAAAAAUAGACAUUUAAGUGUUUGUAGAACGUUUAUAAAAACACGUUUUUAAAAUAAAAGAGAUCAUAAAUUA
Messenger RNA from Dalotia coriaria, 607 nucleotides. RefSeq names its product riboflavin kinase-like. Gene Ontology annotation, cellular component: mitochondrion. Lineage: Eukaryota; Metazoa; Arthropoda; Insecta; Coleoptera; Staphylinidae. The transcript has a single exon. The record is from RefSeq and is a predicted model, not a curated record. Gene Ontology annotation, molecular function: riboflavin kinase activity. Gene Ontology annotation, biological process: riboflavin biosynthetic process; FMN biosynthetic process. The coding region runs from base 1 to 441 and encodes 146 amino acids.